Stomoxys calcitrans (stable fly) is the source of this 3803-nucleotide messenger RNA. RefSeq names its product serine/threonine-protein kinase unc-51 (gene Atg1). The record is from RefSeq and is a predicted model, not a curated record. Gene Ontology annotation, molecular function: ATP binding; protein serine/threonine kinase activity. Bases 735 to 3356 code for a protein of 873 amino acids. Lineage: Eukaryota; Metazoa; Arthropoda; Insecta; Diptera; Muscidae. Gene Ontology annotation, cellular component: cytoplasm; autophagosome. Gene Ontology annotation, biological process: positive regulation of autophagy; autophagy; protein autophosphorylation. The transcript has 13 exons.
AAGGUGUAAUAACAAAAACGCAACGCUCGGGAUCGGAAGCAAAGAAUAUAAUCUUCGUAAUUUUCGAAGUUUAUUUGUUGUUUUUUGUAGCCAAAUACACAAAAUUUUAUAUAAAAAUUGUUUUUAAGUCUUGUAUGCGAAAAAUAACGCCAGGAAAUUCCAAAGAAAAUCUUCGAUACGACAAAAAUUACGUAGAAAGAAAAAGUGAAAAGUAACUUGCAACUUGCACAAGUGACAACAAAUCAGAAAGAUUAAAAGGAGUAUACACAUAUUUAUACAUAUAAAAUCAUAUUAAUAUUGUGAAAGCAUUUUAUAUUAUUGCAAAAUAAGGAAAUUCCUAUUGAAUUAUCAAAAAGUAUUCUAAAGUGUACAAAGCGAUAUAAAAAUUAAAAGUCCGUAUGUGUAUAGUAGAGAGCCGAAGAAGAACCCUAAAAAUUGAUUUUCCCCAACCAACCAAUCAGCUGUAGUUGAAUUACGGAAAAAAGUGCAGAAUAAAAAAAACGUAUAUAGUGAUUGAAAGUGUGUGAGUGUAUGAAUGCUUGCGUUUGCUUCACUAGUCUGAAAGGCCCCUUAUUUCUCAAUCUCAACAAAUUAAACAAAGUGAAGAAUUUAAAGAAAAUAUUACUUAAAAAACUUUAAAAGCUGCCAAAAAUUAUAAAAUUUUCAACUUUUCAUCAACGUCUUCAUAGACGUUUUCCUCUCUUUGCUGACCAUUGUCAUUCCAAUUCGCAACCAUGAAUAUUGUCGGCGAUUAUGAGUAUAGUUCGAAGGAUAUGUUGGGUCAUGGCGCUUUUGCUGUGGUCUACAAAGGACGUCAUCGCAAGAAACAUUUUCCGGUUGCCAUAAAAUGCAUCACCAAAAAAGGUCUCAUAAAGACACAAAAUCUCCUAGGGAAAGAGAUAAAAAUCCUAAAAGAAUUGACAGAACUGCAUCAUGAGAAUGUUGUGGCCCUACUGGAUUGCAAAGAAUCUCAGGAUUGCGUAAAUUUAGUAAUGGAGUAUUGUAAUGGCGGUGAUUUGGCGGAUUAUCUCAGUGUCAAGGGUACAUUAAGUGAAGAUACAGUACGAUUAUUUCUAAUACAAUUAGCUGGUGCCAUGAAAGCUUUAUAUACCAAAGGAAUUGUGCAUCGUGAUCUCAAGCCACAAAAUAUUUUACUAUCGCACAAUUAUGGCAAAACACUGCCAGCCCCAUCAAAAAUUACAUUAAAAAUAGCCGAUUUCGGAUUUGCUCGUUUCCUUAAUGAAGGCGUUAUGGCAGCCACCUUGUGUGGGUCUCCCAUGUAUAUGGCUCCUGAGGUUAUAAUGUCUUUACAAUAUGAUGCUAAAGCCGAUUUAUGGUCUUUGGGCACAAUUGUCUACCAAUGUUUGACCGGAAAGGCACCUUUCUAUGCACAAACCCCCAAUGAGCUUAAAUUCUACUAUGAACAAAAUGCUAAUUUAGCUCCCAAAAUACCCAACGGAGUGUCGCCCGAAUUACGUGACUUGUUAUUGUGUUUGCUGAGGCGCAAUGCCAAGGACAGAAUUUCUUUUGAAAGUUUUUUCAUUCAUCGCUUUUUGCAGGGCAAAAAAGCGGUCACAUCACCAGGCGAUAUACCAGCAUCAUUGGCUAUGGGUACCACGCCACCUACAAAAUCGAAAAGUCCUUUGCAACAACAACUUGAACAACAACAACAGCAAUUGCAACAACAUUUACAGCAACAGAAGCAACAGCUGCAACAUCAACGUUCAGAAGCAGACGAAGAGGUGCCAGAUGAAAAUGCUGUGUCUGUGGUGGAAAAUCCUGCCAUAUGUGCCACCAUCACCAAUGUUGGCAUUCUAUGUGAAAGCGAAAAUAACACCGAAGAUUCUUCCGGAUCUCAUGAAGAUUCUGAUGAUUUUGUUUUAGUACCCAAAAAUCUUCCAGAAGAUCCCAAUGUUAUAGACUAUGAAAAGAAACAUUCCAAUAAACAAAUGACUGCUGCUGCCACAGCGGGUCAAAAUCAAUCCAGUCCUCCAAGACCCAGCACUUUACCCAUUUCAGAACCAAAACCUGUACCAGCACCAGUAAGACGUUACUCGACGAACAAUACAGCUGCUACUGGCACUUCUCCAGUGGAUAAGAAUCAAGUACGCUAUCGAGCAGAAAAUGAACAAGUCUCUUCGCCCAAACUUUCGAACAUAUCGACGGCGACCCCACAGAUACCCCGUUCACAGCCCAUAAGUGUUAAACAAAGGCCAGAUCAUCGCAAAAGUAGUGUUAGCAGUGAUAUCAAUUCAAUAUCACCGCCGGCUGUACAGUUUGCCAUUGGAACACCACCCACUGGCCGUCAUCGUUCCACCUCGGGUGGAUCGCUAUCAGAGACACCACCACCCUCGGCCCCGAGUACAUGGCAAGUUAGUCCUGGUGGGCAGACACAAUCGCCACUUAGACGAUCCGGACAUAGUUCACCCGUGCUUCCGUCCGCUCUCACAAAAUUACCCACAUUGGGCAGCCCCACCCUUAUAGUGGCCCCCGGUUCGGUGGGAUCUUUGGGCUCUGGCAAUGGUUCUUCAUCGGAGAACAACAAUCAGCAUCCCAUGUUAGGUCCCAGAGCCUUUACAUUACCCGAGCUAGGGGCCACCGGAGGCCUACAAAGUCUUUUAGAUACAAAUGCCGCCGUUGGCGCCGGAGGAGGCAAUUCAACCGAUGUCCAUCAUCACUUGCAUGCAUUCCAUGCUCCCGAAUUAUCCGAGGAGACCCUUAUGGAUCGUGAACACAAUGAAACCUUAUCGAAAUUGAACUUCGUUCUAGCCCUUACCGAUUGUAUACAGGAAGUGGCGGACUCUCGGUGUGCACCACUGUCAGCCCUAAUGGCUGCCGUUUCCAAUGACCAACCUCAAAUCCCACCGCAUGCACCCGAGCAUUGUAAGAGAGCCGAACGCUUAGUGUUGUUGGUUAGAGCUUUGCAGUUAUUAUCAUCCGGUUUAAAUUUGGCUUCACAACAAUUGCGGAGUGGCAAUUUGAAACCUUCAUCGAAUGUGAAAAAUGCUUUGCUGACAAUGAAUUCAAAAUAUCGCAACAUUCUAUUUGAAUCCAAAAAACUAAAUGGCACUGGCCUACUGCAGAAAGCCAAUGCAUUUAAUAUUACCGCUGAUAAGAUUCUAUAUGAUUAUGCUUUAGAUAUGUGUCAAGCGGCAGCUUUGGAUGAGUUGUUAAGUAAUACCAAAAAUUGUUUUGAACGCUACAAUACCGCACAUAUUUUGUUACAUUCUUUGGUCCAGAAAUGCAAUCAUCCGCAAGACAAAAUGCUUUUAAAUAAAUAUCGUGAUGCUGUGGAAAAACGUUUAAAUAUUCUACAACAACAGGGCUACAUAUACGUAACCGAUGAAAACUCUUAAAUACGCUUCGAGUCGUAGAAACUCAUCAUCAUAGCACACAAAUAGAAAAAAAGAACAAAAGCAAAAUCCAAAAGCAUCAAAAUUUAUUUACUUUUAAGCAUGAAAUGAAUACUUAGAAAACCCCCGUCUUUAGAAAACUGAAGUAAUAUAUUUUAGAAAUUACAUUUACGAGAAAGGAUUUCAGAAAGAAAUUAUUGAUUAAUGUGAUGCGUUUUUCCCAUCUCUCCUUGUCCUCUAUUAUUUUAUUGUAUUAGUAGUAAAUAUAGUUUUCCUAAAAUAUUAUUAAAAAAUUAUGUUGGGGAAAUCAUGUGAAAAACUGAAGCUAAACCUUACAAUGAAUCAAUCCAUGGUUAAGCCCAAUUAUGUAAAUAUUUAGAUUUCAAUUUAAUUCAAUUUUUUUUUAAUAUUAUUUUUGAAAUACAAUAUUUAAAAACAAUUUUCAUGGAA